Messenger RNA from Adelges cooleyi (spruce gall adelgid), 1258 nucleotides. RefSeq names its product ADP,ATP carrier protein 2. NCBI's taxonomy places the organism in Eukaryota, Metazoa, Arthropoda, Insecta, Hemiptera, Adelgidae. The transcript has 4 exons. The record is from RefSeq and is a predicted model, not a curated record. Gene Ontology annotation, molecular function: ATP:ADP antiporter activity. Bases 101 to 1036 code for a protein of 311 amino acids. Gene Ontology annotation, biological process: mitochondrial ADP transmembrane transport; mitochondrial ATP transmembrane transport. Gene Ontology annotation, cellular component: mitochondrial inner membrane.
GCACCGAGUCAGUCGUGUCAGUACCUGCUCCGUCGCGUGUGAGAUUCUCUGUUGAUAAAAAAAAAACAAUUAACUCAAAUCGACCGUAAGACCAAACACAAUGGCCGUUACCAAGAAAGACACACCGAUGAUGCCGGCUCUGGGCGAUCCCGUGGCUUUUGCAAAGGAUUUCUUGGCCGGAGGUAUCUCGGCCGCCGUAUCCAAGACCGCCGUCGCCCCCAUCGAACGCGUUAAGUUGUUGCUGCAAGUACAACACAUCUCCAAACAAAUCGCACCCGAAGACCGUUACAAAGGCAUGGUGGACUGUUUCGUCCGGAUCCCCAAGGAACAGGGAAUGACGGCUUACUGGAGAGGAAACAUGGCCAACGUGAUCAGGUACUUCCCGACUCAAGCUCUGAACUUCGCGUUCAAGGACAAGUACAAGCAAGUGUUCUUGGGCGGAGUGGACAAGAACACCCAGUUCUGGCGUUACUUCGCCGGCAACUUGGCGUCCGGCGGUGCCGCCGGAGCCACUUCCUUGUGCUUCGUCUACCCGCUGGACUUCGCCAGGACCAGGUUGGCCGCCGACGUGGGCAAAGCCGGAACCGCCCGGGAGUUCAACGGAUUGGGCGACUGUUUGUCCAAAGUGUUCAAAGCCGACGGUAUCAGUGGCCUGUACAAAGGAUUCGGUGUAUCCGUCCAGGGUAUCAUCAUCUACCGCGCUUCUUACUUCGGUUGCUUCGACACGGCCAAGGGCAUGUUGCCCGACCCGAAAAACGCCGGAUUCCUUUUGUCUUGGGCUAUCGCUCAGGCUGUAACUACAGUGGCCGGUAUCGUGUCGUACCCCUUCGACACCGUGAGAAGGCGCAUGAUGAUGCAGAGCGGUCGUGCCAAAUCCGAAGUCAUCUACAAGAGCACCCUGCAUUGUUGGUCGGUAAUCGCCAAGUCCGAAGGAACCGGAGCUUUCUUCAAGGGAGCUUUCUCGAAUGUGCUCAGAGGUACCGGCGGUGCCUUGGUGUUGGUGUUGUACGACGAAAUCAAAGACCUCAUCGUCUAAGACCAAACACAGUAUUCCAUGCACAUAGUGACCAACAUCGUUAGGUUAGUAAGGAAAAACUAAAUAAAUAUAUUAUCAACAGCCCACCCUUUUUACCAAGGCUGAGUAAACUGAGCCUGCGAAAAAAAAUUGUAUUAUAUAAUUUAUAUAUAUAUAUUUAUAAAAAAAAAAUAAUUUAUUAUUUAUGUUGUUGUGUAAAUAAAACAAUCAGUUGUUACCCAA